AUGCAUCCCUCCCGUCGCGCAUAUGUCGAGGAGGCGCCUCCGGAUGUCGAAAUGGGUGUCGAUCUUGCAAACAUCCCCAUUGAUCGCAACUAUGAAAUGCCUUCAGGCUCAGUCGGAAUAGCUUCCGAGAACGCCUCUGCUAUUCUAUCACAACUGGAUCGGAAACGCCGCUUGGCUCAGACCGCAGUUCCUACCGACGAUGGAAAGGUCAGAGCCACCCUUCGUGAACGUGGUCAACCCAUCACGCUUUUCGGAGAAGGACCGGCCGACCGAAGAGAUCGUCUACGUGAACUGAUUUUAGACGACACUGAUGGAGCUGAUGGUAUUGCUACCGAUGUCCAGAUGCAAGAAGCAGAUGACCAGGCCGACCAGGAGGAGGAAUUCUACACUGAAGGUCUGCCGGAACUGCUGCAGGCCAGAAAAGAUAUUGCCCGCUAUUCGCUUCCAAAGGCAAGAGACAGAGUUCUGAGACAACGGGAAGACUCCGCCAUCCCACUACGUACACACAUCAAACACCGAAAGACAAUAAAGGAGAAGUUGGCUGGAUUCGAACUCUUUGGUACUCAGAUUGCAGGAGAACGUCCGGUCAGUAUCACUCGAUUUGCUCCCAGCGGCGAGAUUGUUGCUGCAGGAAAUUGGGGUGGUGGUAUUAAGUUGCUGGAUGUGCCGAAUCUGGAAGAGAAGGCCACUCUGCGAGGUCAUACCGGAAUCGUUGGCGGGCUCGCCUGGUAUCCUGGCUCGACUUUGCCGUCUUCCAACGUGUCAUCAGAUUCGUUGAACAUUGCGAGUGGUGCUGGUGGUCAAGGAGGUGCAAGCGACAUUCAUUUCUGGAAUCUGAACAAAGAAACCCCAAUCUCCACUUUACAAGGCCAUACAGAUCGUGUGUGUCGAGUCGAGUUUCAUCCUUCGGGAAAAUAUCUGGCCUCGGCGUCCUUUGACACUACUUGGCGACUAUGGGACGUUGAAACGACCACGGAGCUAUUGUUACAAGAAGGACAUUCUCGACAGGUAUUUACCGUCAGUUUCAAUACCGAUGGCUCGCUACUGGCCAGUGGAGGAUUCGACAGUAUUGGUCGCAUCUGGGAUUUGAGAUCAGGACGCACUGUCAUGAUUUUAGACGGUCACAUCAGAGAAAUAUACUCCCUUGAUUGGGGUAUCGAUGGCUAUCGCGUACUUUCGGGCUCGGGAGAUGGCUUUGUCAAGUGUUGGGACCUUCGACAAGUACGGGCGGUCUCAUCCAUCGGUGCUCAUAAUGGCAAUGUCUCCGACCUGAGAUGGUUCAAAGGGACCGACGCUGAUAUCUCGACUUUGGUCGAGUCAAGUGGCGUCAGACAAGAACAUAACCCUCGCAAAGCAGGAACAUUUUUCGUUUCCAGUGGCUUUGAUAAGAACGUCAACAUCUACGGAGCAGACGAUUGGUCACUUGCGAAACAGUUAAAUGGUCACUCGGGUAAUGUACUGAGCGUCGAUGUCACAAGUGAUGCCAAAUGGAUCGCAAGCAGUGGCCAUGAUAGGACUGUGAAGCUGUGGGGUCGUAAUGACGGAGAGGGCAUCUGA
Messenger RNA from Exophiala bonariae, 1557 nucleotides. RefSeq lists its product as uncharacterized. The record is from RefSeq and is a predicted model, not a curated record. Lineage: Eukaryota; Fungi; Ascomycota; Eurotiomycetes; Chaetothyriales; Herpotrichiellaceae. Gene Ontology annotation, cellular component: U4/U6 x U5 tri-snRNP complex. Gene Ontology annotation, biological process: mRNA splicing, via spliceosome. Bases 1 to 1557 code for a protein of 518 amino acids. Gene Ontology annotation, molecular function: U4 snRNA binding; U6 snRNA binding; protein binding. The transcript has 3 exons.